Molecule: messenger RNA, 1131 nt
Organism: Macrosiphum euphorbiae (potato aphid)
Lineage: Eukaryota; Metazoa; Arthropoda; Insecta; Hemiptera; Aphididae
Source: the annotation of a GenBank genome assembly
AUGGGUGGGGCUGGAGACACGUGUUCCCAGCCCCACCCACGAGAAUCGUUUAUUUGCGGCCGGAAUUCUUUCGUAGGAAUUCCAAAACCUAUCAUAUUAAUUCAUAGGAUUGACGUACUAAUUAUAGGAAUAAAAAAAAUGCAGGGAAUCCAAUUAUUAGCCAUGGGUGGGGCUGGAGACACGUGUUCAAAGCCCCACCCACGAGAAUCGUUUAUUUGCGGCCGGAAUACUUUCGUAGGAAUUCCAAAACCUAUCAUAGGAACUCAUAGGAAUGACGCACUAAUUAUAGGAAUAAAAAAAAAUCAGGGAAUCCAAUUAUUAGCCAUGGGUGGGGCUGGAGACACGUGUUCCAAGCCCCUCAGACGGGAAUCGUUUAUUUGCGGCCGGAAUUCUUUCGUAGGAAUUCCGAAGCCUAUCAUAGGAAUUCAUAGGAUUGACGUACUAAUUAUGGGAAUAAAAAAAAUUCAGGAAAACCAAUUAUUAGCCAUAAGUGGGGCUGGAGACGCGUGUUCCCAGCUUAACCCACGAGAAUCGUGUAUAUGCGGCCUCAAUUCUUUCGUAUUUAUUCCGAAACGUAUCAUAGGAAUUCAUAGGAACGACGUACUAAUUAAAGGAAUACAAAAAAUUCAGGAAAACCAAUUAUUAGCCAUGGGAUGGGCUGGAGACACGUGUUCCCAGCCCCACCCACGGGAAUCGUUUAUUUGCGGCCGGAAUUCUUUCGUAGGAAUUCCGAAACCUAUCAUAGGAACUCAUAGGAAUGACGCACUAAUUAUAGGAAUAAAAAAAAAUCAGGGAAUCCAAUUAUUAGCCAUGGGUGGGGCUGGAGACAAGUGUUCCAAGCCCCUCAGACGGGAAUCGUUUAUUUGCGGCCGGAAUUCUUUCGUAGGAAUUUCAAAACCUAUCAUAGGAACUCAUAGGAUUGACGUACUAAUUAUAGGAAUAAAAAAAAUUCAGGAAAACCAAUUAUUAGCCAUGGGAGGUGCUGGAGACACGUGUUCCCAGCCCCACCCAUGGGAAUCGUUUAUUUGCGGCCGGAAUUCUUUCGUAGGAAUUCCGAAGCCUAUCAUAGGAAUUCAUAGGAUUGACGUACUAAUUAUGGGAAUAAAAAAAAUUCAGGAAAACCAAUUAUAA